Molecule: messenger RNA, 2576 nt
Organism: Tachyglossus aculeatus (Australian echidna)
Lineage: Eukaryota; Metazoa; Chordata; Mammalia; Monotremata; Tachyglossidae
Gene: CSF1
Product: colony stimulating factor 1
Biological process (GO): osteoclast differentiation; positive regulation of macrophage differentiation
Cellular component (GO): membrane
Molecular function (GO): growth factor activity; cytokine activity
Source: RefSeq, a predicted model, not a curated record
CCCCGCGGCCGCCCAGCCCGCCCCGCGUGUUUGGCCCGGAGCUGCGAGGGGCCGGGACCCAGGCCUCGCGCCCCUAUGACCCCCAGGGCAGCAGGGGACCGUCGCCCCUCCCAGGCCUGGCCGGGCUUCCAGCUGCUCCUGGUUUGUCUCCUGGUGGUGGGCAAGCCCACCAUGGCCAAGAACUGCAAGCACGUCAUCGGGGCUGGCCACCUGAAGGAUCUACAGCAGCUGAUUGACAGCCAGAUGGAGUCUUCCUGCCAGAUCUCCUUUGAGUUUGCUGACCGGGACCAGCUGAAAGACCCUGUUUGCUACCUGAAGAAGGCCAUCCUCUUGCUAGAGGACAUCCUGGAGGAGAACAUGCAGUUCAAGCCCAACUCUCUCAAUGCCAACAUCACUCAGUCACUGCAGGAGCUUCAGCUGCGGCUCAUGAUGUCAUGUGAUAUCAAGAAGGACAAGGAGCACAGCAAGGCCUGUGUGAAGACUUUCUACAAGACCCCCCUGCAAAUGCUGGUAAUGGUCAAAGAUGUCUUUGAGGAAACCAAGAAGCUCCUGGAGAGUGAUACUGAUGCCUUUGUCAAAGACUGCAGCUCUAGUUUCACACAGUGCAAACAGCCCGAUGUAGUGAAUGAGCCAGCCUGCAGCUGCCCAACCCCCAGAGCCACCCUUAGUGGGGAAUUGGCUGAUGACCCAACCCUCUUGCCCACCGCAGCCCAGCCAGGCAGCUCGGCUGGGUUGGGCCUUGAGGAGACAGAGGCCUCCAGUUUCUUCCCUGGGCACAUAUCUGACCCCUCUCAACUUCCCAUCAUGUCACGAAGAGAAGCCAUCCAGCAUGUUUGUGGGAGCGCUGGUCCAGCUGAGACUCAGGGCCCUGAGGGAGGCUCCACCCUCCCUGCCUCCUCCCCACCAGCAGGAUCGCCCACACGGCCAUCACCCCCGGCACGCCCCGGAGACACUCUGUCGGUCCCAGCUGCCUCUCCUGGAUCCGAAGACCCUUCCGACUCCACGACAAGCUAUGUGUCCUCAGCUCAGGGGGAGACACCAGGGAAUGUGGGUUUCUGGGACCCUGGAGACCCAGGUUCCCAGGAUCCCCGGGAUGUGGGCUACCAGAGGGCCACGGUCGGGCCCACCUUUCCAGGAGUGGGCCCCAGGCCAGUGAGCACCGCUGGACUUGAUGAUCACCUCCCUGCCUCAGCUGCUUCCGCCACUGACCGGGGAGCCCCAGCUGGUACCUGGCUGGUGAUGGAAAGUGCCCCGUCCAAAGGGGAAGAUGGCCCGGUCUCCCCCCUGGAAAGCCACUCUGACCCAGCCUACCAUGGCAACCUGCUGUUGCACCCUGAGGAGCUGCUCAGCCCACCUGGAAGCUUCCUUGGGGGCACUCCAGAGCCCCGCAAUCCGCCACAAGGGCAGAAGAGCACCAGGGAGCGGCGGAGCACCGCCCAGAUCAGAGGCGACACUGAGGGAGGCCGAGGAGGAGGCCGAGGAGCGGACAGAGGCCAGAGGGUGGCUGGUCCCAACCCGGACUUUAACGGGUUUCCUUUGACUGACACAGGCCACAAGGAGCAAAGACUGGGCCCCCCCGACCUACCAGGUCUCGUGUUCUACUUGCUGGUGCCCAGUGUCAUCUUGGUCCUGCUGGCAGUGGGAGGCCUCCUCUUCUACCUGCAGAGGCAUCGGACUCUGCGGGAGCUGCAGGCUGUACCGAUUCCUAUGGAACAGCCUGAGAUCAGCCCCCUGAACCAGGAAGAGGACAGACGGGUGGAGCUGCCGGUGUAGGAAAGCCGUGAGCAGCUGGCCCCAUGGGACGGACCCUUCAUGGGAGGAAGAGUCAGAAGCGUCUUCCCUUCCCACGAUGCCCGGCCCCCACCAAGAAGCUUCCUCCUCCUCAACAGGACAGGAGGAGGAGGGGAUGGGCGGGGGCCCUGCCCUGCCCCCCCUACCCUCCCGCCUUGACUCACUGAGACCGCCCCAGGGAAAGAAGGCAGGAACCGGAGGGGGUGGGGGGAGCCGCGAAGCAGCAAAUAUUUAUUCGUGGCCAGGAAGGCCGAGGCCAUGCGCUUCAGGGAACUUUGACCGAUGCUCCAGAGGAACCUCGCUUCCAGGGACUGAGCCUGCCCAGCCAGGAUCGGAAGGUCCCCCACCCGCAUCCCAUCCCCGCAUCUCCUGCACCCUCCCCCAACCCCGCAUCCCAACCUCUUUAAUUCCGGAUGCCAUCUUGAGCAGCCGCUGGGGAUUGGAGGGGCUGUCCAGGACUCCACCACUGUCUGACCAGGGCCUUGGACUUCCUGCGUUCUCUAGCCUGGGAUCAUGAAAUCGGACAAGCAGGGACUUGUCCGUUAAGCCUGAGCAGCUUGCUGCGCUCUAAGCCAGAUGGCUUCCGGCCCAUUUCCUGCCAAAGGGAGGAGGAGGAGAGGCUAAAACCCACUGACCUUCCAGAAUGAGAAUGCGGUAGAGAGCCCCCUCCAGCCCUUCCCUCUGAUCAUCACCAUCUCGUCUCAGUCACCCGGGAACUUAACAAUAGUAAUAGUAAUAGUGGUACUUGUUAAGCACUUACUACGUGCCAGGCACCGCAUGAAGCU